Molecule: messenger RNA, 7187 nt
Organism: Cinara cedri
Lineage: Eukaryota; Metazoa; Arthropoda; Insecta; Hemiptera; Aphididae
Source: the annotation of a GenBank genome assembly
AGCAUGAUAAAAGUUCGAUUUUUAAAAUAUUUAUUGUAUAGAAAGAAUUUCUAGCUUGGUCUGCUAUAAAUCCAGUGUACACAGAAAAAUAUGCAACUCCUAUAACUUCCGAGCCCUAAUUAUAAGUAACACAAUAAAUUAUUGUCGGCGGUCUGUAUCGGUGUUGCGCGAAUGUCAAAACAUUUCACCUCCAUUUCAUUACGAAAACAGCGUAAUAAACGUACACGUCCCCGGCGCAUUCCGAAUGUUCCGAUACGUAUCGGGACGUACCGCCGCACCGGUGUGAUUAUCACAACACAGCGACCACAGCGAUGACGUUGCACGUACGUACGCGGUGAGUGUACCAACUGUACAUCGGCGACCCAUCGAAUACUCGGCGUAGUUGUGACUCGAGCGAUACCGCGGCAGACACCUCAUCUCGAUAAUUAUGCUGAAUACCAUUGUACGCUCUUGUAUAGUGUAAUACGGUGUGAUUACGUCUGUCGACGUCGUUGGCCGCCAUAUUUGUUUCGUUCGGUUACCGUCGCCUCCGCCGACCCACAGAGUCCCCGUACUCCGCCACUGCCACCGCCGUACCGCUGUUAUUUGCCUAUUAUAAAUUGCUAUUGUGUGUCUGCUGUCCGGCCCCGUCUGCUGCCGUUUCUCUCUAUCGCUCUACACUGGUCCGUUGUAUCAUUAACGUUUUAUCAUUGUAAGGUAAAAAAAAAAAUCUAUAAUAUUUAUACCAGUCAUCGCUUUUACUACCUAUACUAUUAUUAUUUAUUACUAUUGCGUCGUCUUUAUUCUAUUUGCCUAAAUUCUGCUCAUUUUAUCGUAUCUCGAAAAUACCAUUUUGUGCGGUGCAUAUAAUAUUUUCUCAUCGCCAUAUCUAAUUGUCAUAGUAAUAAAUUGUAGUUACAUACAAAAAAAUUGUAUUAUAGUUUGUUAUCACAUACGCCACCGUCGUCGUAUACCAGCGUACGCCCCUCAGCCAACGUCGCCUUCGUAACGUCACCUUAAACAAGUUGAAAAAAAAACAAGAGGAGACAAUAUGAGUCCAGACUAGUGAGUAUCUUUCAACAAUAGUGGUAAUAAUUAAUAUGUAUUAGUUACGUAUUUAUAAUAUAUGAACGAAGGUGUACGCGUUUUCCGUCGCCCCUCGUCCAGCUGUACAAUAUUGUAAUUUUAAAAUAUUAUUUUUAAUAUCGUAUACUAUUCGGUCAUUAUCAUAGUUUGGCUGGAUGACGUUUUUGUCAUCAUCAGGAACAUCCGCAGGAAAUUACAACUUGGCCCACAUUUUUCAGCCCUUAUCAUUUGGACUGUUAUAAAAUUAUUGUAGAAGCAACCCCCCCCCCUAUUUGUUGUAACAUAUUCAAGGUUUAAACAUUUAUCUUUAACUCCUGUUUCUGAAUUAAGACUUUUGUAUCUUAAGGAUAAGAAUUCAUAAAGUUCCAAUUUUUUUUUUGAUUUACUCGGUAUUAAAAAAAUAUUUGUGUCUUGUAAUAUUUCUGUAUUUGAAUCUAAAUGAAUACAGUUAUAUUUUGCUAAUUAAAAUCUUAUCGCUAAACUCUUGAAUGAUCCAUUGGAUAAAUUCCAAUAAAUUAUUCUUAAAUUGUUUUUUUUUUUAAAGUCACCUAUGUACAAAUUGAUAAUAAAUAUUAUUCUGUGCCAAUAAUGUCUGCUCUACCAACUAUUAUGGAAGAAAACAUCGAGUCUAUCACUGAGUUUAUUUCACAUGUACCUAUUGAGUUAUUAAUAGAUAUUAGAGUUGCAGAUAAAUUUCAACAAUUAAUUUAAUCUAUGAUCAGAUUCAUAUUUAUUUUUAAAUUUAAGUUUAUAAUAUUUACUUUGAACCCACAAAUUCUGUUAAAAUGUACUCGUUUUAGUAGAGUAAUUAUCUUAAUGCCUACCAUCCGAAAUCAUGCUCAUUUCUGAUAUUCUGAACAAGAUGUUAAGGAUGAGAAUACACCUUUAACUACAUUAGCAUAAUCACUUAAUGACCCAUUAUGUCCAAUAACAUCUUUAAAAUAAAUUUAAUUAAAAUUAACAAUUUUAAUAUUCUUUAAUUUACCUAUAUUUUUUGAAAUAAAUUACAAUUUUGUAAUAAUAAGAUUAUAUUAGUUAUUAAUCUUAAAAAAUAUAUAUUUAUUUAUAAAAUAUGUAGGUAUCUAUUUUUCUUCAAUUUUCAAAUGUUAAUUGUUAAAGUUGUUCAUUUUUUUUAAAUCUGUCCAACAUAUAUGCCAGUAGAUUAAUAUUCAAUCAAAUUGAAGUCAACAGUCUAAAUCAAUGUUAGAUAACUGUAAUAAACUUAAAUGUAGUUAUUAUAAAUAAUUUUUAUUAUCAUAUCACUUUUUAGAUGUUUGUAACAAUGUACUUAAUUUUGAUUUUUCUUUUGAUCCAUAACUUAAAUUAAGGAAUAUAUUAAUCAAUACUAGUUAACCUACACUAAUUUAAUGAAUUCAUUGUAUAUUAUAUGUUUGUUUACUUUUUUUUUUUGUAUAUUAUCUAAUGUUCAAUAUUUAAAUUUCCAUUGUAUAAUAUUUUGUGUAAUUAUAACUGUACUCAUUAUUUCAUAGAGUAUUGAAAUUUUAAAUAAUAAAUAAUAAAAAUGUUGAUAGGGCCUAAAUUCAAGUUUUAAUUAUGUUUUAAAAAUUAUGUUCAAUUAAUACAGUACUUAAAAACUAUUCGUUAUACUAUAGAGACUUAUUAUUAAUAAUCUGUAUUACUUAAUUUUAAGUACUCUAAGGAAACUACUAAAAUUAUUUUAAACAUCAAUUUCCAUAUCUAAUCAUUAGCAUUCUUUAACAUCAAACCGUGCAUUUAAAUCAUAUAUUGCUGGUGUGUAAGUGCAUAUUAUAAUCUAUAUUAUAAUAUAUUAUAUAUUUCAAUUGAAUUUUGUUGCUAUAACUUACUGAGCAAAAAAUAUUAAAAUGGCUCAGAAUCAUCAACUGUUAUUGACCAUUUAUUGUAAUUUGUAGUUAAAAUUUGAAUUAAUGGAUUCCUUUGAUAUCAAGACAGAAAUGGAAACAUUUAGCUUGAAUACAUUUGCUAAGGAUAAUAAAUAAAAAAGAAUAUUAUAUAUAACAUUGAUAUAGGUAAUUUUUCUUCAUUAAAAUUUGUAUGGCAAUCAAAUUUUGUGUUCAGAAAAUAUUUAAUAUAUUUUUAAUUUUGGGUGAAAUUAUUGAAGAUGAUUGAAGCUAUUGAUGAAUUGUUGAUAAUUACAAAUGUCUAUAUAUUUUUAACUGUAAUACAUAACUAUUCAAUAGCCUAACAUUAUCAAAGAACAUAAAAAAAAUAUAAAUAAUAACAAAAUUAAAAAAAUAAUUAGGGUCAAUAUACUGUAUUACAUUGUAAGUUAAUAUAUUUGUUUAUUAAAUAAAAUGUAAAUUUAAAAAAUUUAAAUGAACAAUUCUGUGCUUUUGAUUGUUACUGACAAAUUGUAUUUGUAUUUUCAGUGAUUACUUGUUUAAACUGUUGUUGAUUGGUGAUUCAGGAGUUGGUAAAUCUUGCUUAUUGUUACGGUUUGCUGAUGACACAUACACAGAUUCGUAUAUUAGCACUAUUGGUGUGGAUUUUGUAAGUUUAAAUCAUAUAUUAUUACUUAAAAUACCUGCUAAUAUAAAUAGUUCUUAAUAAUGGCCAGAUUUGUAUGUAAUUACAUACAUGUUUUUACUGAGUAUGCAACUCUAUUUGGAUGAACUUUUUUGAUGAUUCAUUUAUCAAUGAAAAAGAUUUACUACAGAAAAAAGUAUAUUUAAUGGCAAUAUGACACAUUUUAAAUUAAAUAAAUGUUUGUUGAAUAAACUCCAGAUUAAGGUAAUGGGUGUUUUUCAAUGAAAUUUUAUCUUUCAGUUAGUUUUAGGUGAGUAUUAAAUUUGUGAAUAAAAGAUAUUCGGUAGGUAGUGGUAAUGAUUAUUGUUGUAAUAGUGUAUUGUGGAACAUGUUGCAAUCAUUAUUUUGAUUAUGAUUUGUAAUAUCCUUACUGUUUUAUCAGUAAUUAAAAAAAUAUGUGAUGAAUAAUCAUUGUAUUUCUGUGCAUUGUUUUUCUCUUAAAUCAUGUACUAUUACUACACAUUGUACAUGAUUUAAGGUUUUUCUGUUUUUCGUUACUUUCGACUUUGUAAUCAUUAAAUUCAAACUUCUUUAAAACAAACGUAUUACAUCAUAAUUAUUAUAACUAUUAUUUAUAUAAUUAUUAUUACUAUUAUUUAUAUAAUUAUUAUUAAUAUUAAUUAUAAUUAAUUUGACUGAAAAACUUGGCUUAAUGCAAAUAAAAUAAGAUUUUAAUGAAAUUGAAGAAUAUAAUGUCUUAUUCUAAGAAUUUUAAAGUUUUAAACACAUAUAAAUCUGGUCUCUAGUUAUUAGGUAUGCUGAUAAUAAAAUGUUUAACUUUGUGGAACUGUAAAUUUUUUACAGAAUUUACAAUGUAUUUAGUUAUUUUAAAAUAUAUAUUUCAAUAAUAACCAUACUUGUUACUUGUUAUGUAAAUAUAUAUAUAGAAAAUCCGUACCAUCAAGCUGGAUAACAAAACUGUGAAGUUACAGAUCGUGAGUAUUGUGUUAUUAAUUCAAUGUGCAUAUUAUUUAAAAAUAAUCAAAGAAACAAAUUCUAUUAAAAUAUAAUAAUUUAAAUACUAUUAAGUUACAAUUGAAUCUAACUAGUAUGUUGAAAGCUUUUCAAUCAAACAAAAAUUAUAUUGAUUAUUUGUAGAUAUUUAUAACUGUAGUAGAUUGAUUAAAUAUUUGAUUUAAUUGAUUUAAUAUCUUGAAUUGUAUUUCAUUGUUAAAGUAGUGAAUAUUAAUAAAUGAUUUAUGUAAAAUUAUUAUUAGUUUAAAUGAUUAAUAAUUUCUAAUGAGCAAUGAAUUUUUAUAGUAGUAAUUAAUUUGGAAUUAAAUCAGUUGAGAUAACAUGAAUCAUAUUAGGAAUCAGUUGUUUUUUUUUUUAAGUAUACCUUCUUACAUAAUAAAAGUGUGUACACAUUAUUUUCUAUUUAAACAAUUCAAGUAUUAUACAUUUUAAUAGCUUACAGAAAUACAAAUAAUCAAAAUUAAUAUAUUAUCAUAUUUUUACUGCUAUUUUUUCUUUGGAAACUUAAUUUUAUUCAAUAAAUUCUAGUUAUUAUAUAUAUUUUAUCGAAUUUGAAUAUUAAAUCACUAAAUAGGUUAAGUCAAAAAAUUUUAAAAUUUAAAAACACUAUGAGUUUGGUUCAAUUCAAAAAUCGAACAGUUCAUCAGAUCUCUAGUUAUUACCAUUGCAAUAUUAAGCAUUUUCAGAUAAAAAUAUUGAACUAAAAAUAAAAAAUUAUAUGUAGUGGGACACUGCUGGACAAGAACGAUUCCGUACAAUCACAUCAUCAUAUUAUCGUGGAGCGCAUGGCAUCAUAGUGGUUUAUGAUUGCACAGACAUGGAGACAUUCACCAAUCUGAAACAAUGGCUAGAAGAGAUAGCUAGGUAUGCAUGUGAUAAUGUAAACAAAUUAUUGGUGGGCAAUAAGUGUGAUUUACAAGACAAGCGUGCUGUAGAUGAAGCAACAGCUAAGGUGAGGUUAUCAUAAUAUUAUUAGUUAGUGCCUACAAAUUAUGUACUCUUAUACUCUACUAGUUCUCUAAGUACAAUAUUAUAAUACAUAUUUAGUUAGAAAUAGCAAUUUCGGCAUUGGCCUACUAUUUAAUGUAGGUAAAUUAUAACUGAAUAUAUUAUUACUAGAGACCGGAUUUAUAUGUUUUUAAAAUCCACAUAAAAGAACUUCAAACCUUCAAAAAGCCUUAAAAAAAAAAUCUCUUAACAAAUAUAUAAAACAGCAAAAAUAAUAGAGGGGUUUAAUAGUCUCCCCCUCUAAUGAAUUUAAUUUAUAAAUACAUUUUUCUAAUACCACAAAAAUGAUUAAUAAAAGGUAAUUUUAUAUAAAAAAAAUCAUUUUAUGUUAAUUAUUUUUUAGUGGUAGGAAAUAUAAUUUAAAAUCUAGAGACAUUAGAGACUGACUUUAAAACACCCUCUAUCAUUUUUAAUUUUUUAAAUGUGUAUAAGUGCUUAUUUUUGGGCUUUUUGGUGUUUUUAAGCAUUUUCUGCAGACAAUAAAAUAAUAUAAAUUUAGUCUCUAAUUAUUGCCAACUGGUAAUAUGUAAUACAUAAAUAUAUAUAUAUAAAUAUUUGUUGUAUCCAAACAGGAAUAUGCUGACCAUCUUAAAAUUCCAUUCCUGGAAACAUCGGCUAAGCAAGCAACCAAUGUAGAAUUGGCAUUUUUGACUAUGGCUGCUGAGAUUAAGAACCGUAUUGGGCCACAAGAUGGCCAAGGAGGACCUGGUGCAGCUGAUGGGGUUGGAAAAGUUACAAUUGAUUCCAAAUCAUCUGAUACAUCUGGUAGUUCUGGUGGCUGUUGUUAGUGUGUCCCUAUAGACAUUACAACACUCUUGUGGACAACAAUUGUCACUGAUAAUGAAAAGUUGAGCCACUGGCGAAGAUAGAUGAUAUAUAUAUAUAUAUAAUGUAAUAAACUUAUUAAAAACAAAAUUUAAUGCUGGGGAAAUACAUUUUUCGAAUACAUAAUACAUAAAAUAUAAAAGAAAAUAUUGAAAUGGCAGCAUGCAGGCCGGCUAUCAGUUUGUCCAUAAUUCUAUCACCCUAUAUUUUUUUUUUAUUGCCUUUAAUUUGUGUACAUAUACAUAUAAUAUAUUUUAUUAUUAUUACCUAUAAUUAUUAUUAAUUGCCUCAUUGUAGCAUCAGUCAUGUCGUGGUAUGUUCUUUAUUAUUAUUAUAAUUAUUUUUAUUAUUAUUAUUAUUAUCAUUAUUAUUAUUAUUAUUAUUGAUAUUAUUCAAUGCAUUCAACCACUUCCCUCUGCACACCUGCACAUCAAAAACAUUCCUUUUAUCAUCACCAUUUUGACAGAAAAUAAUGUAUGAUGAAAAAACUACAAAAUAAAUUAAUAAUUACUUAUCUCUUGUUGUCAUAGUAUAUGUUUUUAUCACAGAAUACUGUUAUUUUAUAAUAUAGAUAUUUUAUGUACCUUUCUGUUGUCCACAUUUAUACACAUAGUGUUAAAUUGUAUUAUUAUUUUAUUUUAUUUUUUCAAAAUUCAUUCAAAAAUAAAUUAGUUAACUUUUUACAUGAUGUAUUAUUAGUCUGUUAACUAACAGUUAAUAAUACAAAAACCACAUAUAAAUAUACACAAUAUGUAUUGUACUUGUAUUUUUAUAAUAUAAUAUCAUUA